Chanos chanos (milkfish) is the source of this 4079-nucleotide messenger RNA. It is a transcript of the gene phf8, whose product is annotated as PHD finger protein 8. The record is from RefSeq and is a predicted model, not a curated record. The coding region runs from base 62 to 3172 and encodes 1036 amino acids. Lineage: Eukaryota; Metazoa; Chordata; Actinopteri; Gonorynchiformes; Chanidae. The transcript has 21 exons.
ACAAAGUUUGAUCUGUAUUGCUCCACAUCACGCGCUGAUAUUUUCUCCAUACCACAUCAUUAUGGCAUCAGUUCCUGUUUAUUGUUUGUGUCGCCUGCCCUAUGAUGUCACACGGUUCAUGAUUGAAUGCGAUGUGUGCCAAGACUGGUUUCACGGCAGUUGUGUUGGCGUGGAGGAAGACAAAGCUGCAGAGAUUGACCUGUAUCACUGUCCAAACUGCCAGGUCACACAUGGCCCCUCUGUCAUGCGGAAGCGACGUGGGGGUUCAAAGCAAGCGGACACAGGAGGAAUGGGGAGAGAUUCGGGUCGACCUGUGAAGACAGGUAGUCCUCAGUUCGUCAGAGAGUUACGCAGCCGCACGUUUCCCAGUGCCGAUGAGGUUCUGCUGAAGCCGUCCGGGGCCCAGCUUACAGUCGAGUUCCUAGAGGAGCGCUCCUUCAGCGUUCCUGUCCUGGUUCUGAGGAGGGACGGUUUGGGGAUGAGCCUACCUCCAUCUUCCUUCUCUGUCUCUGACGUGGAGCAUUAUAUUGGCGGGGACAAAGAAAUUGACGUGAUUGAUGUUUGCCGUCAGGCAGAUCUGAAGAUGCGCCUCGGGGACUUUGUUGAGUACUAUAAUAGCCCAAACAGAGACCGAGUGCUCAACGUGAUAAGCCUUGAGUUCUCAGACACCAGGUUGUCCAACCUGGUGGAGACACCAAAGAUUGUAAGGAAGCUGUCAUGGGUGGAGAACCUGUGGCCAGAGGAAUCUGUGUUUGAACGGCCGAAUGUCCAGAAAUACUGUCUGAUGGGGGUGAAGGACAGCUACACGGACUUCCACAUUGACUUUGGGGGAACCUCAGUGUGGUACCAUGUGCUUCGGGGUGAGAAGAUCUUUUACCUGAUCCGUCCCACUCCUGCCAACCUGGCCCUAUUUGAGCGCUGGAGCUCCUCCUCCAAUCAGAAUGAGAUGUUCUUUGGGGACCAGGUGGACAUGUGCUUCAAGUGCUCAGUCAAGCAAGGCAACACACUCUUCAUUCCAACAGGGUGGAUCCAUGCAGUGCUGACCCCAGUGGACUGCCUGGCUUUUGGUGGAAAUUUCCUUCACAGUCUCAACAUCGACAUGCAGCUUCGCGCAUAUGAAAUAGAGAAGAGGCUGAGUACAGCAGACUUAUUCAAGUUCCCAAACUUUGAGACGGUGUGCUGGUACGUUGGCAAGCACUUACUGGACACUUUCAGAGGUCUGAGGGAAAAUCGUCGACAUCCUGCAACUUACCUGGUCCAUGGAGCCAAGGCUCUGAACAAUGCCUUUCGUUCUUGGACCCGCAAAGAGUCCUUGGCUGAGCAUGAGGAUGAGAUUCCAGAUAACAUAAAGACCCAGCAGCUGGUGAAAGACCUGGCUAAAGAGAUCCGUCUGGUGGAGGAUAUCUUCCAGCAGAACAUUGGCAGAGGAGGAGCUCCCUUCGGAGGCUCGCAGGGUCUCCCAUCUCCUCUCCCUAAAGCCCCGUUAAACACCUCCCUCAACACAGGCAGACCCCCGGGCAAAAAGAGAGGCCCUAAACCCAAAGAGGGAGGUGUGGCCGGCGGCGUUGGCCUCACAGGGCCAAAGAAAAAGGGUCCCAAGGGCAAGGAGAUAAAAACAGAGGCAGGAGAGUUGGACCUACUGGAGAUUCACACCAAACACACCCUAAAGAAAUUCCAGCCUGGAAGCAAGGCCAAGAACAAGAACAAGCUGGAGCUGCCUACAGCCUGCCUGGAUGACUUUGAAGGGAAACUGAACAAAAGCAAGCUCAAACUGGUGCUGACCAAUGGGAAAAUACAGGGGAAGAAGGGAGGUCGCUCAGGGAGCAGUAACGGGGCGGGACGUGCCGCUCAUAUGCAGCCUCUGGUUGGCAGCUCGGCCUUGUCAGAUUUUGAGUCCGAAGAUGAGCUCCAGAUCGACGAGACUCCACCCCCUCGACGCAGGGCAGCCCCUUCUAAUAAGAAGAAACUGGCAGGUCUGCCCAGGAAGCUGCCCCGGGCCAAGCCGUGCUCUGACCCACACAGAGUCAGAGAGCCAGGAGAGGUGGACUUUGACAUUGAGGAGGAUUACACCACAGAUGAGGAGACCCUCACUAUGCAGGGAGUAAAGGGAGGAGCAGGGGGCAUUCUGGACUUACUCAAAGCCAGCAAACAGGUCGCUGGUCUGGACUCUGCUCUGAGUGAGGAAGCUCCAGCCUCACCCAGUACACGAGAUGCUAUCCAAGGCAUGCUGUCAAUGGCCAAUCCUCCUUCCUCCUCCUCCUCUUCGGCCUCCUCUUCUCCUCUCUCUGUGUCUGGAGGUGCACGCGAAGGAACAGGAACGAUGAAGGAGAAAGGAGGGAGAACUGCGUGGGCAUCAGGUGGAGCCAAGAAGAGCGAGAAGAAAACCACCAUUCAGAGGCCUGGGAAACGGCCAAUCAAACGGCCUGCCCGUCACCUUAGCGACGAAGAGAGUCCAGAUGAGCAGGAGACUCUGGGGACGUGUUUUAAGGACUCCGAAUACGUGUAUCCCUCUUUAGAGUCCGAUGAGGAGGAUCACACGGUCAAAUCCAAAAUGAAAAGAAAAAGAAACUGGGAUGACACACCAUGGAGUCCCAAAGCUCGUGUCCAGCCUACGUUGCCCAAACAGGAGAGACCUGUGAGGGAGGGAGUCAGAGUGGCAUCUGUGGAGACUGGGCUUGCCGCUGCCGCUGCCAAGUUGGCACAACAGGAGCACCAGAAAACCACCACCAAGAGGAAAUACACAAAAAAGAAGGUCCCUCAAGAGAAGACGCAAGCCGUGGCAGCCCAGCCCAAGUCGGACCCUGGGCCCGUCUCUCCACACGUGCCAUCGGAGCCCCCCGUGGACUGUAUCACCGAGGAGAGAAGGGUGGAGGCUUACUCCGCCAGCCUGCUGGACCAUGAGUACACUGCAGGACCAGGCCCCUUUGGUCCAGGAGGGCCCCGCGGAAACGCCGCCAUGGCCCCCGGAGUCUUCCUUACGUCCAGACGGCCUUCUCUCUCGCCCCAGAACAGCAGCAGCUACUCCCCCACCGCCCCGUCGCCGGCAGGCCUGGCCAGCCCUGGGGCCACUGGGGCCGGACAAGGGAAGCGUCCGAAGAAAGGACUUGCCACUGCUAAGCAGAGACUGGGCAAAAUCCUGAAAAUACACCGCAAUGGCAAACUCCUACUGUGAGAGAAGACAGGAGAUGGGGAGAUGGAGAUGGGGAACUGAGUAGAAGAAAAGAUGUGGAGGUUGAGUCGCCGACUGAAGAGUGAGAGAGGAGAGUAUGAUAAGAUGACAGAAAGACUAGUUAUUUUGUUAUAGUUCAUGUGCUCUAUGCUUCUCACCUUUUGCUAGCUUCAGUUUCCCCCUUUUUUUACAGAGAUUGUGAUCAUUCCUAUAUUGACAUUAGCAUUAUAUUUCCUGACACAAUCACGUAUUAAUUUGUUUUGUCUUUACACCCUAAUGAAAUACCGGAAAGGCAUCAAAGCACUCAAGAAGAGGUGUUUACUAAGAAGUUUGGCUAUAGUUGGAAAGUAAAAAAUGAAAAUAACUGACAAAUCUUAAAUAACAGUGUAUAAUGUUAUUUACUUUUAAUGACUAUUUAUUUGUAAUGGUAGUUGUUAAAACGUUUACCAAGCAGCAAGCAUCAAGGUUUUGUUUUUACAGGAUAACUGCUCUGAGUUAAUAAUCACAAAAUGGUACUUUGAGAAGACAAAAGCCUGAUUUUGAAAUGGUUCAAAUCAAGAUGUUUAAGUGUCUGACACGCGCAUGUUCACAUCUUCUGACCUGCUUACAGCAGAGAAGUGUGGAUUCAGUCAAAGGGAAAUCAAUGAGACCAUUUCAGAUUCAGUAGAUUGUCUGUCUGUCUCUGGUACCCUCUCUGUCUUUGUCAACCUGCCCCAAGUGCAUGUCCAUUGCAUAACUUAUUUUUAUUAACCUUCUCUGCUUAUUGGGUGUGAAAAUCGGUUCUCGUACCAAACAGAUCUACAUCACUCCCAGUAUAUACCUGAAAUGCUGUAAAUAUUGUUAUUGUUACAAAACCUGUGUACCAAGACCUUUCUGCUAGCUCGUUUGAUACAUUUUUUACCGUAGUAAU